Molecule: messenger RNA, 777 nt
Organism: Formica exsecta
Lineage: Eukaryota; Metazoa; Arthropoda; Insecta; Hymenoptera; Formicidae
Gene: Eth
Exons: 6
Coding region: 37-504 (155 amino acids)
Source: RefSeq, a predicted model, not a curated record
AUCCAGAUUAUCUACAGGUACUGCGACUUUCUCGGAAUGAUGCUACGGGGUUCUCAUACUCGGCGGAUCGGAGGUGUCUUCUUUCAUGCUUCUCUUCUUGGAGUGAUCAUGUUGUUGAUCUGUCAAAAUGUUGCCAAGGCGGACGAAGUACCAGCGUUCUUCCUCAAGAUAGCAAAAAUGAAAACUUUGCCUCGAGUAGGUCGAAGCGGAAGAUUCGAAGAUUUCUUUUACAAAGCCGAAAAACAUAUACCUCGGAUUGGUAGAAAUACUCAGCAGGAUCACACACAGCAAGACACUUACUUCGAUUUAAAUAAAAGGCGCAUAGAUUAUCCCCAGAAAGCGGAAGAAUGGUCAUGGCAAAAUUUUCCUCUUGCGAUUGAAGGACCAAAAGAAUUGUGGCGAGCAUUAGCUGGAUAUUCAAGGGAUGGCGAUGAUAUUGAGAAUGAAAUAUGGCAGAGGAAGAAAAGAACCGGAACUGGAGCAGUGACCACGCAAGCAAAAUAGCAUAGACAUAGCAAUUCUUCAUCGCUUUGGAAACGCUAAAUGCUAUCGUUAUGUAGCCUUUGCUGGGCUAUGUGGUGACGGGAAAUAAUCAAAAAAAUAAAUACUUAAAUACAAACUAUGGUUUCGCUUUCAUUCUUCUUUUUUGCUAAAUUUGGAGAAAUUUUAAAAAUCGUAGAAAAUAAAUUAGCUGUUUAAAAUGCAGAUUCUUAAAUAUGUUUCAUAAUCAAACAAAUUUACUGGUUGUUCUUAUCAAUGUAUAAAUAUUUAUCUGAU